Amphimedon queenslandica is the source of this 690-nucleotide messenger RNA. Its product is annotated as zinc finger BED domain-containing protein 4-like. The record is from RefSeq and is a predicted model, not a curated record. The coding region runs from base 1 to 690 and encodes 229 amino acids. Lineage: Eukaryota; Metazoa; Porifera; Demospongiae; Haplosclerida; Niphatidae. The transcript has a single exon.
AUGAAUGCAGUUGAUUUCUUUAGUUUCACUACAGAAGCUUGGAGUGCAGCUAAUGCUGUGGCAGCUUUACUCAGCCUUACUGCGCACUGGGUAACCGAAUCCUUUGAAAGAAUGUCAGCUGUUCUAAAAGUUCUUCUGCUUAAUGAAUCCCACACUGGUCAGUAUUUAGCUACAAAGUAUGAAGAGAUGUUAGCCAGUUGGAAGAUUCCUCUGGUCAAGGUCCAUUUGGUGUUUCGAGACAACGCAGCCAACAUGAUGAAAGCAAUGCAUGACCAAGCCUCACCAUCUUUUAGAUGUUUCGCCCAUUCACUACAGCUUGUAGUAAAUCAUGGAGUCUUGGCUCACCAGGCUGUAUUGGACCUACUGGCAACAUGUAAAAAGAUUGUCGGGCAUUUUAAGCAUUUAACCACAGCAUAUAGCAAAUUACAAGAAAUGCAAGAGCAACUACAGCUACCUCUACAUCGGUUGGAACAAAAUGUAAAGACCAGAUGGAACCACUCUUUGUAUAUGCUUAUGUCGGUCUUGGAAAUGAAAAUGGCAUUGGUUGCUUAUGCAUUUGAGCACAUAUUUACAGUUCUUACUCAGUAUCCAGCUAACUUGGCUGCUAAAGUAGUAGCUGCUCUAGAGCCCAUUAAAGAAACAACUGAGGCUAUAUUAGCAGACUCCACUUCGUGGUUAUUUCAUUGGUAA